Messenger RNA from Peronospora belbahrii, 3255 nucleotides. The record is from the annotation of a GenBank genome assembly. NCBI's taxonomy places the organism in Eukaryota, Oomycota, Peronosporomycetes, Peronosporales, Peronosporaceae.
AUGGUCGACGCCGAGACGCCACUCCUAUGGUGUGUGGACGAGCUCAAUGUAGCGACGCGUCGUGGGCACGUGGUGCGUAAAGUGAGAGAGCGCUAUUUACGCGAUGAUUUGAGCUGCUCGCUACCAAGUUGCUCACUCUGCUGCACUGACAAUGACGCAUCAGCAGCCACGUACGUGUUAGGCAUGACAAAGACCCUGCUGGGAGAUUGUCCGAGAGAUGGUAUGUAUUUAUUACCAUCCAUGAAGACUGUUUUAUUACAGAUGGACACUUUAGAGUUUUCAAUUAAAAAGACAAAGAUGGACACUUGUGAAGUGUUUGCAGAUGUUUUAAUCUUGGAGACAGUAUGGGAGUUUGUUAAACGACAAGAUCUAGGUGUCUACAAUCGUCUUCGAGCACUGUUGAUGAAUCCUGAUAGACGCUUUGUUGUCUUUGCAAACGAACAUCACAGGUCCUGUUUUGUUCAAAAGAAGCAGAUGCUGCCAAAAGGUUAUAAAGAAAAUAACUUGGAGGACAUUUUGGAGACCGAAGAAGAUCGUAAUAAACGUGCUGUGGCCACUGCUUGGAUGUGGUAUACUCACCACAUAAAAGAGCUUGAGAGGAGCAAUAAAGUUCGCGUUCAGUUCUUGGCCAAUGACGCAGAAGACUUGAUGCACGCUGAGGAGUUUGGAGUAAAGGGUGGAAUGACCAUUGCUAAUUUUCUCAAGCCUAUGGCUAGUGAGGCCCCGGAACUAAUGGAUCUGUUGUCAGCUUCAGCUGCGGAGGAGAAACAGUUGACACCUGAAGGGGUGAGUAGCAUCAAGGGACGUGGAAGCAGUAAGAAAAAAUUGUAUCCAGAGCAUUUGCCAGCCGCAGAAUUGCUUGCUGGGAUAAAGAACAAGAGAUUAUUUAAAGGCACGAUUCGGUGCAAUCGUGAUCAUUGGCUUGAGUGCCAUGUGUUGAUUCAUGGAACAAACGGAGUACAGAUCCCAGUGAUGUUAUAUGGCCGAGAACAUAUUAACCGCGCGAUUGACGGAGAUUUGGUUGCUAUUCAAGUGCUUCCUAAGGAGCAGUGGAAGAAAGCAUCCGAUUUGUUUGCUGUGAAGGGCUCCGCUACCGCACAGACGGCUGAAGAAGCCGAUGAAGACAAAGAGGACGGGCAUCCAGAAAUUGUUGGUGUAGCUGAGCCAACUGUGGCUCUAGAAGAAGCGGCGCUUGUGCAGAACGAAGCUGCUCACAAUGUAGCUCCUGCUGGACGGGUUGUAGGUAUCAUCCAACGCAACUGGCGCAAGUUUUGCGGGUCGCUGGAGCCCCCGCGAGACGGAGUGACGCUUAAUGCGUCUGGAAGCUGUUUAGUUGUGCCCGUCGAUCGAAAAGUGCCAAAGAUUAUGAUUCAAACACGGCAGCAAGAACUUCUCAUGGAUAAAAGGUUGUUAGUGGCAGUUGACUCCUGGCCUGCUGAGAGCAAAUUUCCGCUGGGCCAUUAUGUUCGUACGCUUGGUGUUAUUGGUGACAAAGAGACAGAGACGAAUGUCCUUUUGAUCGAGCACGACAUUCCGUGCGAUCAGUUUAGCGACGAGGUGAUGCGCUGUCUGCCCCCAGAGGACUGGAAAAUUACGCCUGAAAACUCGACGGGGCGUCGCGACCUGCGUGACUUACCAGUCAUGAGCAUUGAUCCACCUAAUUGUAAGGACAUUGACGAUGCGCUGCAUGCGAUACUUCUGCCGAAUGGAAAUCUGCAGGUGGGUGUGCACAUUGCUGACGUGACGCAUUUUGUGGCACCAGCCAGUCCACUUGAUGAAGAGGCUGCUGACCGUGGAACGUCGACUUACCUCGUCGAUCGCCGUCUGGAUAUGCUUCCUGGCCUGCUGACGACCAAGCUCUGCUCACUUACGUCCACAGAAGACCACUUCGCUUUUAGCGUAUUGUGGGAGAUAAAGCUUGUCGGCGACAACGACGUCCAGAUUGUCGAUGUGUCUUUCUGCAAAAGUCUUAUUCGCUCUGUUGCUUCGCUGUCUUACCAACAGGCUCAAGAGCUUUUGGACGAUCCAAGCGCAGGUGCCGUGUAUGACGAGACUGCAAAGCCAAAGAAAGAGGAGAAAGAAAGUGAAAAGGAAUUUGAGCAACGCCAAUUGUUGGGAAGUGGCAUCAAGACACUGAAUGUGAUCGCUACACGCCUGCGUGCCAAGCGUAUCGAGGCAGGUGCUUUGACACUGGCUUCACCUGAAGUGCGUUUUGUGCUUGACACGGAAACACAAAAUCCGCUGGACGUGCAAAUGUACACUCUUCGUGACACGAACGCUCUUGUAGAAGAGUUUAUGCUUUUGGCAAACAUUACUGUUGCCAAGAAGAUCGUGCGUCAUUUCCCGACCUUUUCCAUGCUUCGCCGGCAUCCAGCUCCUUCCAAGCGUCAGUUUGAUCUACUUUGCAGCCAAGCAAAGGCAGUGGGUGUUGACUUGCACGUGGACACAUCCAAGCAGCUGCAAGAUUCGUUAGAUUCUGCUGACAUUCUUGCCAAACAAGAAGUAGUGAGUUGCAACAGAAGCAAGCGGAAACAUGGCAACAAAGCAAACCCUUACUUCAAUAAGCUACUGCGUAUCAUGACAACACGAUGUAUGAUGCCGGCUAGCUACUUCAGCUCAGGCGAGGUGGCACCGCCGGAAUUUCAUCACUACGGUCUAGCGGCUCCAAUCUACACGCAUUUUACAUCACCUAUUCGACGAUAUGCUGACGUAGUUGUUCAUCGUCUGCUGGCUGCUGCCAUUGGUGUUGCACCACUCCCAAGCUACCUCGAGAAUAAGUCUCACCUACACGAGAUUAGUGACCAGCUUAAUCGACGUCAUCACGCUGCACAACUUGCUGGUCGAGCUUCUGUGACUCUACACACGGUGCUAUAUUUCCAGCAGUAUCCCACACGGACGGACGCUGUAAUCACAAAGGUCAAGAACAAUGGUGUGGGUGUCUUGUUGCCACGUUUUGGUAUUGAAGGCAUGAUUUUUCUAUGUGAAAAGGGUGAACAAGAUGAUGAGAAUGUGAUCAAGUAUGAUGCCACUUGUCACUCGCUAAUGCUUGUACAAAAGCAAAAUCGAAUUUUGCAGGUCUUUGAUCGGGUGCGUGUCAAGGUGUACGUUGCCCUUACUUUUGGCAAUCGCCAGGAACUUAAGAUGGAUUUAUUAGACGAAGAUGACAAUGCAGACGAUGAGCCCGUGGGUGAACAACAUAAGGAAGCAGAAACGAACUUUCGAGCUGGGUGGAAGAAACGUCGAGUAGCUGCGUAA